CGCGUACCCCGUUUUUCCUCUCCGUUUUCUCUCAUCUCCUUCGUUCUCAAGCAAAGAGAAAGAGAGAGAGGUAGCGAAAAGGAGUAAAAGGUCGGAUUUUUGAGGCUUGGAUCGAGCGAAGAAGAUGCUGAAAUCGUGUUGGAGGUGCGUGGGGUGGAGGGGAGAUGGCGGCGGCGGUGGCGGCGAUGGGUUGUUGUGGCAUAUGGAGCUAAAGCCGCAUGCAUCAGGGGACUUUUCCAUCGCGGUGGCGCAAGCGAACAUGGCGCUUGAGGACCAGGGCCAGGUGUUGACGUCACCGUCGGCGACGCUUGUUGGUGUUUAUGACGGCCAUGGUGGUCCGGAGGCAUCUCGGUUCGUUAACAGCCGCCUUUUCCCACAUCUUCACAAGUUUGCUUCGGAGCAAGGGGGCUUAUCGGCGGAAGUGAUAAGGAAGGCAUUUGAUGCAACUGAGGAGGAGUUCCUGCAUCUGGUGAAGCAGUCAUGGCUUUCAAGGCCUCAAAUUGCUUCAGUGGGUUCAUGCUGCCUUGUUGGGGCAAUUGUUGAUGAUGUGCUCUAUGUGGCAAACUUGGGAGACUCAAGGGCGGUGCUUGGCAGACGAAGUGCGAAUGGGAAUGCGGUGGUGGCCGAGCGCCUGUCAAGUGAUCAUAAUGUAGCUGUGGAGGAGGUCAGGAAGGAGCUUACAGAACUUCAUCCGGAUGACUCCCACAUUGUCGUCUAUACUAGAGGUGUUUGGCGGAUUAAAGGAAUCAUUCAGGUAUCACGAUCUAUUGGUGACAUUUACCUGAAGAAACCCGAGUUCAGUCGGGACCCAUUAUUCCAACGAAUAGUCUCACCAAUCCCAUUGAAGCGCCCGGUCAUGACUGCUGAGCCAUCUAUUGAAGUCCGCAAGCUCAGAGCCAAUGACUUAUUUCUGAUCUUUGCCUCAGAUGGCCUCUGGGAGCAACUAACCGAUGAAGAUGCAGUGGAGAUAGUUUUCAAAAACCCACGUCCGGGAAUAGCAAAGCGGUUGGUGAGAGCUGCUCUGAAUGAAGCUGCAAAGAAAAGAGAAAUGAGAUACAAUGACAUUAAAAGGAUCGAGAAGGGAAUAAGGCGUCAUGUUCACGAUGAUAUCACCGUCAUAGUGAUCUAUCUUGAUCACCGUCGAGGAGGUGGACCCAGAUUCAGAAACAGUACAAUGGACUGCACUAAUGCACCUGUGGAUGUUUACUCCGUUGAUGCCAGUGAACCGGAAGGCCCCCGCUUGCCUGUGCUUUGAUCGUUGGGCUAAAUCUCUUCAGUUUAGAUUGACUGACUGAUUGCCUGCUUUGUGAAUUCUAGUUCAGAUGUACAAUAUAAUCAUAGAAUUAAAGCUCACUGUCUCUGCUGGUCUAACAUGGAAGGGAAGAAUGCUCCAUAAGAAGUUUGAAUAAAACUCUUGGAGGUUUGCUGUUACUUGUGCAUAAGUUGGCUUCCAGAGUGUUUUUGAAUGCCUGUCAAAGGUGCUUUUUCCUU
Molecule: messenger RNA, 1491 nt
Organism: Dioscorea cayenensis subsp. rotundata (Guinea yam)
Lineage: Eukaryota; Viridiplantae; Streptophyta; Magnoliopsida; Dioscoreales; Dioscoreaceae
Product: probable protein phosphatase 2C 78
Exons: 4
Coding region: 125-1255 (376 amino acids)
Biological process (GO): protein dephosphorylation
Molecular function (GO): cation binding; protein serine/threonine phosphatase activity
Source: RefSeq, a predicted model, not a curated record